Messenger RNA from Colletotrichum chrysophilum, 1233 nucleotides. RefSeq lists its product as uncharacterized. The record is from RefSeq and is a predicted model, not a curated record. Gene Ontology annotation, molecular function: FMN binding; oxidoreductase activity. The transcript is spliced from 2 exons. Lineage: Eukaryota; Fungi; Ascomycota; Sordariomycetes; Glomerellales; Glomerellaceae. The coding region runs from base 1 to 1233 and encodes 410 amino acids.
AUGGGCGACGAAGGCGAAGGCCGCCCUCCCUACUCUUCCUAUGCCGUCAGCAUCUACCAACAGGGCAUCAUGACGGGGCAAUUGCCCGUCGUGACGACAGAUCCCAACAAGUUGGAGGAACAGGCCAGGAAGGCCAUGGGCAAGGAGUGCUUCGGCUACGUCUUUGGUGGUGCCGGCGAGCUCUCUACCAUGGACGCCAAUCGCCUCGCUUUUAGGCAGUGGAAGAUAGUUCCUCGUUUCUUGAAGCCAACAAAUCCACGAAACCUGAAGACUGAGCUCUUUGGUGUGACAUACGAAUCACCGGUCCUUAUGGCUCCCAUCGGUGUCCAGGGUAUCUUCCAUGAAGACAAGGAGACCGGACUCGCCUCCGCCUGCGCAGAGCUUGGCGUGCCCUACACCCUCAGCACAGCUGCGACCUCUACAAUUGAAGAGGUGGCAUCCGUUAUGGGCGACAGUCACCGUUGGUUCCAACUCUACUGGCCUAUGGACGACGACAUCACUGGCUCUCUGCUGCGAAGAGCAAAGGCCGCAGGAUACAAGGUUCUUGUGGUGACUCUUGACACCGUGACGCUGAGUUGGAGGCCUGCCGAUCUGGAUUCCGCCUACCUUCCGUUCAUAACCGGCACGGGCAACGCGGUCGGCUUCAGCGAUCCUGUCUUCCGAAAGAAAUUUGCGGCGGAGAACGACGGUGAGGCGGUCGAGGACAACGUGAUCAGCGCAUCCCGGUACUGGAUCAGCCAAGCUUUCCCGGGUGACCAUCACACUUGGAAAGACUUGGCCCUUCUCAAGAAGAAUUGGGAUGGGCCCGUUGUUCUGAAGGGCGUGCUAAGCGUAGAGGACGCCAAGUUGGCUGUUGAACAUGGCAUGGACGGCAUCAUCGUCAGCAACCAUGGCGGAAGACAACUCGAUGGUGGCGUCGCAUCGCUGGAGAUGCUCCCUGAGAUUGUGGGUGCCGUAGGCGACAAGCUUACCGUCAUGUUCGACUCGGGCAUCCGCACUGGAGCGGAUAUCGCGAAGGCGCUCGCAUUGGGAGCUAAAGCUGUCUUCAUUGGUCGGCCAGCCAUCUACGGCCUGGGCAUCGCCGGCAAGGAGGGGGCGAAAGCCGUUAUUGCUGGCUUGCUGGCUGACCUGGAUCUGACUAUGGGAUUGUCUGGCUUCAAGAGCGUGUCGGAGUUGAAGCCAUCCAUCUUGCGCCAGGUUCGUUAUGGCGGGGACGUGAAGGCUAACCUUUGA